AUGAGUACGCCGAAGAUACGGGGGAAGUCCGGCAUACACAUCAACGAUGGUAUUAUCGGUCCGAGCGCAUCCGGUGCGGCCGUCAGUGGCGUUGGGUCCGCACACAACGCACUGCUCAAGAUCGAAUCGGUCGUGCCGAAGCUCACGACCCGCGGUACAAACGGGCCGGGCACGAACAUUGUGCUAGCGGCCGGCCAUUCCACUCGCCUGCGUACGUUCCAUCGGUCCCACAGCACGCUUAGCUCGUCGUACCUGCGCAAGGUGACUGCUGCCGCUGCGGCUGACUACAACCGCCAGCAGCGCAUCCAUCCGGGCCCGAUCCGACCGGAACCGAUCUGCGAACGGGGCAGCUAUGGACCGUCGCCGCCACCGCCUGCAGCGGCACCGCCACUCUCGCAGGCACUGCUCGACACGACCGGCCAGCAGCUGCUGGCCGGGUACGCGGAAACACCCCCGCUGGACAGUACGCUGAUCGUGCAAAACGGCGUGCCGAGCAUACGCCGAUCGCAGAAGGAUCGCGAAAAGCACCCGGACCGGGUAAAUCUCGACCGGAAAGGGCUCAGCUCGAUACCGCUCAUUGAGGAUGAACCGAACCUGCGGCUGCUCUCGCUACAGCACAACCUGAUCAACGCGUUCCACAUCCCACCGGAAGCCGAUCCGAACAACAACCUGCACCACCAUGGCCCCCCGAUAGCCGGUGGCCACUGUGUGAUCAACGGUGGCGAGCUGAAGCCGGCUAACGCCGCACUCCCCUACCCAGCCAGCAGUCCACCCACCCCGACCAAACCCUCCCCCAGUGGCACACCAACCAAUGGGCCGAUGGUCACCGCUGGCCCUCCAGCGCCAUCGUCCUACGGCACUACCAAACCCUCCGCCAAACAGUUCCUGCGUCAGAAGUCGACGUCCCGCGGUCAACUGCUGAUGGGCACUAAUCUCGCUUCGCUCGGACCACCGGGAGUGUCCGGAACCGGUGGCGGCCCGGUUACGGGAAGCUUCAUCCAAAGCAAGAUAACGAUCGGUACCAAACAGUCCGGUUCGCAGACCGCAUCGGCACAACCGCAGCAAACACAUUCGUCCACCAGCACCGGCCCAAUGUCCGGUGUCUCACCGCACCUGCAAAAACCCUCGCCCCACACACCGUCAUCCUCCACGGCACCGAUCGCCAUUACGGCGCAUCAGAAAAGUUUGCUCAAAAAGUCCAACAGCUUCAUCGGCGGCCCGAGCAUGUUCCUUACCGGUGGUGCGAACGGGCAACCCACUGCCGCCGGUGGGCCAUCGAACGGGAUGCUGAAAAUGCGCGCUGGUAAGCUGCUGCUCGUACCAUCGUUCAGCAUCGACAACCUGAGCAACAUUACCGAACUUCCGCCUGCCGGCAGUCCGGCCGGGGAGCAGGAUUACUUCAACGGCCAUUCCAGCAGCAAUGGCAGUGCGACCAACAGUGGCAAAACGACCCCAACAAACAACGGCCAGUGUACGCCCUCGGCGGAGAGUGUACUGCCGGCGAACUGUGCCACCCUACUGACGCGCUACAACCUAAGCAAUCUGGUGUUUCUCGAUCUGUACGACAACCAGAUCGAAAAGAUCUCCUGCCUGGAUGGGCUCAAGAGUUUGACGGUGCUGCUGCUCGGCAAAAACCGCAUCAUCGACAUCGGUGGGCUGGUGUCGCUCAAGAGCACGCUGCGCGUUCUGGACCUGCACGGCAACAAGAUCAGCAACAUUACCGGCAGGAUCAGCCAGCUGCAGGAGCUGAAGUCGCUCAACCUUGCCGGUAACGCACUACGCCAAAUACAGACGCAAGAUUUCGCCGGUCUGUUCAGCCUGAAGGAGCUGAACCUCAAGCGGAACCGCAUCAAGAAGAUAUUCGGAUUCGACGAUCUGCACAAUCUCGAGCGGCUCUGGCUGUGUCACAACGAUCUGCAGUGCGUGGAGGACAUGUCGGCGAUCGCGAAAGCGAUCAACCUGAAGGAGGUCACGAUCGAAAACAAUCCCGUCUCGCUGGCUGGCGAUUGUGUUUCCUUUCUGGUGAGCUACCUCCCAGGGCUGGUGUCACUCAGCCAGAUGCAGAUUACCGAGCAGGUGCGCCGCGCUGCCUCGGCCUGGCGCAAAAACAAGGAACUUUCCGAUAGCAAAUACUCCAACCUGUCGUCGGACGUGUGUCAAAGUAUGCGGCGCGAGGAAAUCAUUUCGAAUGCGCGCACCAACUGGGAGUUGCUGCGAUCGCAACAAUCGACCGUCAUUGCGCGCGGUGCACAACGUCUCACUGCCAAUGGGACCAUCCCGAAAGAUGCCGACCUGUUGCUAGACACCACCGCAGGCACCAACGCACUCCUAACGGAGAACGGUAGCCCGGCCGGUGCUGGAGGUGAAAAACUAGCGCGAACGAAAGGCAAUGCAGCGAACGGGACGUCACAGGGUGUUCCGGGUGCCCGACCACUUAGAGUUGCGAAUGGGAAAAAGGCGACCAACCGAAAGCCAUUGGUUCGAUCUUCCUCGCAAGACAACUCCAGUUCGCAAGUUUCCGAGCAGGGCGGUGAGGAGUACUUCCGGUUGCCACCAAUUCUGGCGCCUUUUCUGGAACAAUCCACUACCAAGUCUGGUGAGGGUGAAGGUUCCGUGACGUCGGGUGUCGGUACGCACGCGGAUUCGAGCGUAUCCAGCGGGUUCAGUUCCGACAAUGAGGAACCGCUUAAUCUCGAGAAGGACAUGGACAAACAGACAACGCUGGUAGCAUGCAGUGCGAACUCCACUCCGGAGAAGGAAUCAGACACCGAUCGGGUGGUGCCCGCAACGUCAGCAGCUUCCGACAUGGUAGACGACAUUGCAGAGAAGAGUGAACUAGCCGUUACCAGUGAUCUUCCCGCAUUGGAGGAAUCACCUCCACAAGUCGAUGAGGUUAAGUUCCCUUCGCCUACGGAUGAACAACCACCGCCGGACACUAGUCAGACAACGGACGAAGCCAACCUCGACAAAUUGUCCACCCUGUCGACGCUCUCGACCAAAAGUGCCUCCGAGUCGGUCAUUACCAUCGCUUCCUCGAACUCCGAUUCCACCGGCUCCACGACGGACUCUGCUGGGAGCAGUUCGGCCGGUGGUGUCGGUAGUGGCGGUGGUAGUGGUGGUGGUGGUGGCAGUGGAAGUAGUACGAGUGGGCACACAUCUUCCAUAACCACCGAACGAGGCCGAACGCACAAAACGAAGCUUAGCACCCCUAUCAAGCGGUACGGCACUGGAACCCUCUCCCGGACGCAUACCGCCCGCAACACCACGCUCCCCUCGACCGCAAACAGUUUGACCAACUCGUCCAACCUUGCCAACGCUUCCAACGCUGGCACACUCGCAGCGCCCAGCACGGGCGGUGUUAGUGGAGCGUACGCCGGAAUUCCCAGCAGCAAUUACGGUCCGCCCACCAUCAGCACCGGCACCGGCAAGUCGGGCAAAUCGGGCGAACGCGAACGUGAACAGGGUGGUGACUAUCUGAUCGAGAUCUGUGGCCGCUACCUGAACGUGUACGGGCUCGGUGCGCUCCGGUUCAUCGACAAGCAGUGGAACAUGCAGAAGGCGUGCGACGUCCAUACGGUGAAGUUCAGCUACAUCAACUUCAACAGCAUCACGGCCAUCCUCUGCCGGAUCAAGGUGCGGUUCGUGAAUGCGGAAAAUUUCAUCUUUCGCGAAACGAACAUUACCUGUCUCGGGCAGAUCAAUGCACUCGCCGAAAGUCAAGGCAUCGCGUCACUGACGAUCGACCCGGAGGGCAAUCCGUUGGCGUCGCGGCCCUGGCGCAGCUACGCCAUCUACCGGCUGUCACACUGGGGCCUGAAGCAGGUGAACGGGACCGAGGUGACGCCCGAGGAGGUGCAAACCGCCGAGGCCACGUACGCCGGCCUGUCCGAUCUGGUGCUGUGGUCCCUCCCGGAAGGGCUUCUGCAGCCGUUGCUGCAGCGUUUGCGGCUCGAGGAGACGGCACACGCCUCCAAGAUGACGGCCAAAGAGUGGCUAAUGCAGGCGGACCCAUCGCUCAAGAACAUCGUCGGCAAGGAGGCCCUACAGUGGAAGAAGCACAGCACCACCCAGGACGAUACGGUGAUGCGGGCCAAGGGCAAAGCGUACUUUGCCAAGAUGCUGGAAAACACCUGCAACGCGGUCGAGAAGCUGCAGCGGCUCGAAACGAUGUGGCCGGUACUGUUGCUGGAGAUGAUCCGCAACACGCUGAUCGACUACUCGCAGAUUGACGUGUACGUCAAGGGGAUGCUGGUCGAGCUGCUCAAGUAA
Messenger RNA from Anopheles marshallii, 4269 nucleotides. RefSeq lists its product as uncharacterized. Lineage: Eukaryota; Metazoa; Arthropoda; Insecta; Diptera; Culicidae. Bases 1 to 4269 code for a protein of 1422 amino acids. Gene Ontology annotation, molecular function: protein binding. The transcript has a single exon. The record is from RefSeq and is a predicted model, not a curated record.